UCUAAUUACCAAAAACCCUGUCACUCUGCCUCCACCAUGCUCUCCGCUCUUCCUCCCUCCGACCACCUUCUCGGAAACCCAUUCUCCGCCUUCGCCGGCGGUUUCACUCAGUGGGAUUGCCACGACCUCUUCUCCGCCGGCGGCGCCCUCAAACCCACCAAUCCCAAACCCGUAUAUUCGACUUCCGGUUCAGACGAACCGGACCAAACCCAUGGCGAACCGAAACCGGUCCCCGACGAACCGAAUCAACGUGCUGAGUCGGUCAUGGACGAGCGAAAGCGGCGACGCAUGAUAUCGAACCGGGAAUCCGCCCGGAGGUCGCGGAUGCGGAAACAGAGGCACCUUGAGAACCUACGGAACCAGUUGAACAAGUGUAGGAUCGAAAAACGUGAACUGAACAACCGGUUGCAGUUCAUCCUGUACCACUGUAACCGCGUACAAACCGAAAACGAAUGGCUCCGGUCCGAGCGAACCGUGCUCAGUCAAAAACUGUCCAACUUCACUCAAAUUUUGGUUUUCCAACCUUUCUCCUCUGCAUGGACCUGCAAUAGUACUACGGUCAUGACAGAAUAAACCGUCUUUAUUAACCAAGUAAAUUAAUUAUAAUAUGAUCUCGGUUAAAAUCCUAAGGCAAGAACUUGUCUAAGUUGUCGUAAUUUGUCUAUGUAAAUGAUUAAAAGUAGUUAAAAAAAAGGGUGGGGGUUUUCGGUACUAUUUUUGGGGCAAAAUAGGAUCGGUUUUGGAAAACAUUGUUGGUUUUUUUCAAAACCAUAUGGGUUAUAUAUUAUCGAUAAUAAUUAUAUUUCUGUAAAA
Messenger RNA from Gastrolobium bilobum, 813 nucleotides. RefSeq names its product basic leucine zipper 4-like. The transcript has a single exon. The record is from RefSeq and is a predicted model, not a curated record. Gene Ontology annotation, molecular function: DNA-binding transcription factor activity; transcription cis-regulatory region binding. Bases 37 to 573 code for a protein of 178 amino acids. Gene Ontology annotation, biological process: positive regulation of DNA-templated transcription. Lineage: Eukaryota; Viridiplantae; Streptophyta; Magnoliopsida; Fabales; Fabaceae. Gene Ontology annotation, cellular component: nucleus.